This is a messenger RNA of Rhopilema esculentum, 957 nucleotides long. The record is from RefSeq and is a predicted model, not a curated record. Lineage: Eukaryota; Metazoa; Cnidaria; Scyphozoa; Rhizostomeae; Rhizostomatidae.
CUCUCUUUCGUGUGUCAUGAUAUAUGACGUCAAACUGCUCGACCCAGGCUUUCGUCGCACUGUCGGAGAAGCUUGAUGCAGUUAUAGGCGAUAAGGUGUCUUGACCUAAGGACCAUUCAAAAUGCCAAAAAACAAAGGAAAAGGAGGAAAAAAUAGAAGGAGAGGUAAAAAUGAAAAUGAGACUGAAAAACGUGAACUGGUGUUUAAAGAGGAUGGUCAAGAAUACGCCCAGGUUCUCAAAAUGCUAGGCAAUGGCAGACUAGAGGCAUUUUGUUUUGAUGGUACAAAGCGCUUAUGUCACAUAAGAGGGAAACUCCGCAAAAAGGUUUGGAUAAAUACUGGUGAUAUUAUCUUGCUGGGUCUAAGAGAUUACCAGGACGCCAAAGCUGAUGUUAUUCUUAAAUAUACUGCUGAUGAAGCGAGAAAUCUGAAGACGUAUGGUGAACUCCCGGACAAUGUAAAAGUCAAUGAUGGCGCUGGAGCUGAUGAUGCAACGGAAGGCAUCGAGUUUGAGUAUGGAGAUGAAUCUGAUGAGGAUGGAGACAAUAUUGAUAUCAUUUGAAGUAGACGUAUCAUACAUAAAUUAUAAUGGUGCAAGCACAUCCAAGGGAGAUAUUUCGCAACAAGUUUCCCGUUCAUGCAGCCUUUUGGACAAUACAAUUCUCUCUUAUUAAUAUUUCCAGUCUUGUAGAUACACCCAGUGUCCUAAUGUAGGUACAGGGUGUAAGUUUGUGGGAACGCUAUCAAUUUGCAUUUCCUGUUUAUUUAGCUUAUCAUCAUGAUCGUUGCUAGGAAAAUCUAUUAAUGCAACGUUAUGCGAUCUGUUAUUUGAUCUUGAUACAAUGUCAUACCAAACAGAUCCUUAAAGUUACAAGGCUUGUAUGUGUAUUGUGUUAUAAGCUACAACACAAUUGUGAAUACGUCUGAGAUGUCUAUAAAACGAUCAAAAUUUGCUCA